Suncus etruscus (white-toothed pygmy shrew) is the source of this 6427-nucleotide messenger RNA. It is a transcript of the gene TNRC6A, whose product is annotated as trinucleotide repeat containing adaptor 6A. The record is from RefSeq and is a predicted model, not a curated record. Gene Ontology annotation, molecular function: RNA binding. NCBI's taxonomy places the organism in Eukaryota, Metazoa, Chordata, Mammalia, Eulipotyphla, Soricidae. Bases 279 to 6107 code for a protein of 1942 amino acids. Gene Ontology annotation, cellular component: P-body; nucleoplasm. The transcript has 25 exons. Gene Ontology annotation, biological process: miRNA-mediated post-transcriptional gene silencing; positive regulation of nuclear-transcribed mRNA poly(A) tail shortening.
UCCGUGGGCUCGGGCACAAUUUAAACCCCGAACACGCCGGGGUUCCCGCUCGGGGAGCCUUGGGGUCUGGCGCUCGCCCCACCUCUGAGCUGGGGCCGGGCUGUCAGGGAGGGAAGGCCUGAGUCCCGCUGCACCUGCGAGCACCGGGACCUGAGCCCGCCGGGCUCGAGUGCGGGGGGAUCCCCCAGGAGCCGCGCGCCGUCAUCCCCGCGGCCCCACGGACUCCGGCCCGGUGUGGAAACUGAGGCCCAGAGAGGUGAUGUGAUUUGCCUAAAGUCAUGCAGCUAGUGGCAGAGCCAGGCCUAGAAGCCAGGUGUCCUGGCUCGCAAGACAUUCCGCUGCCCGAGGAAUGGAACAGGGAUUUAGUGCAAGAAGAAGAACAGUUGAUGGAAGAAAAGAAAAAGAAAAAAGACGACAAGAAAAAGAAGGAAGCUGCUCAAAAGAAGGCCACUGAACAAAAACUCAAAGUGCCAGAACAGAUAAAGCCCAGUGUAAGCCAGCCUCAGCCUGCCAGCGCUAAUAACGGCACUUCCACAGCAACCAGCACUAAUAAUAAUGCCAAGCGAGCCGCAGCCAACAAUCAGCCACCGCCGCAGCCACCACAGCUACAGCCACAGCCACAGCCACCACAGGCCUUGCCUCGGUAUCCUCGGGAAGUCCCACCACGAUUCCGCCACCAGGAACACAAACAGCUUCUAAAGAGGGGUCAGCAUUUCCCGGCCAUCGCAGCAAACCUGGGGUCGGCCGUGAAGGUGCUCAGCAGCCCGUCGGAGAGCAGUGUGCUGCCUGUCCUGCAGCCACCAGAGAACGGAGAGGCCCCGAGUGGCAAGGCCCCACCAGACGUCAAUCACAACACUUCAGGACCCCAGCAUGAAAAUUCACAACGUGGACCUGUGUCGUCGUCUCCUGCCAGUGACCCGAGCACAAGCUGCAAGCCUGCUGCUGUGAGCGACGUGCCCGUGAAGGAGGCAUGGCUGUCGGCGACCGACGGUGACCCUGAAUCGGCAUCAGAAUGUAUGGAUGCUGAUUCUGCCUCGAGUUCUGGGUCCGAGAGAAACGUCAUCGGCAUGGCUUCGGGGAGCGCGGGUGGCGAGAAGGAUGGCCUCCGGAGCAGUGCCGGACUUGGUUCCCAAAAUAAGUUCGUGGUUGGUAGCGGCAGCAGCAAUGUGGGCUCGGGCAGUUGUACUGGGCCUUGGGCUUUUCCCCACGGAGCCCUGAUAAGCACAUGCCAGGUCCCCGUGGAGGACCCUGAAAGCAAAUCAGAAAAUAGCGGCAGUAGAAUGAAUGCUUGGAGCACUGUGAGUUCUUCAUCAAAUGGAGGGUUAAAUCCAAGCACUUUGACUUCAGCUAGCAACCACGGUGCCUGGCCAGUAUUAGAGAACAAUGGACUUGCCCUCAAAGGGCCUGUUGGGAGCGGGAGUUCUGGCAUCAAUAUUCCGUGCAGUACUCUCGGCCAGAUGCCUAACAAUCAGAGUAUUAACUCUAAAGUGGGUGGUUCUACCCACAGUACCUGGGGAAGCCUUCAGGACACGUGUGAAUCUGAAGUAAGUGGUACACAGAAGGUAUCGUUCAGUGGUCAGCCUCAGAAUAUUGCCACUGAAAUGACUGGACCAAAUAACACUACGAACUUUAUGACCUCUAGUUUACCAAACUCCGGUUCAGUACAGAAGAACGAGCUGCCUGGUAGUGUAGGGGCCUGGCGCGUGAGCACAAUGAAUCAUCCCCAGAUCCAGGCUCCAUCAGUCAUGAAUGGCACUUCCCUCUCUCACCUUAGUAACGGAGAGUCGAAAAGCGGGGGCUCGUAUGGUACUACCUGGGGUGCCUAUGGUUCUAGCUACUCUGUAGACAAAUGCCCGAGCCCAAAUGGCCAAGCUAAUGGUGACACUGUGAAUGCAACUCUAAUGCAGCCUGGCAUGAACGGGCCUGCGGGCACCAACUUUGCAGGGAGCACGAGUAAAGGAGGAGGCGGGGUGUGGGAGUCUGGGGCCGCCAAUUCCCAGAGUGCCUCAUGGGUGAGUGGAAAUGGUGCAAAUGCCGGCGCUGGCCGGAGAGGAUGGGGGAUCCCUGCACAAAACACUGGCACUAACGUACCCGGCGUGGAGUGGAGCCAGCUGCCAAGCAAUCAGCAUUCCAGUGAGGGUGCCAGCGGCAAUGGGAAGAAGUUUACAAACGGAUGGAAGUCUACUGAGGACGAGGAUCAGGGUUCUUCGGCAGCGCCUCAGACAAACGAGCCGAGCAGUGUGUGGGCCAAAACAGCCAGUGGUCCCGUGGAGAGUGAAGGAAGUAGUGAUAGCUCUGGCCGCCAGGAAGAGAAAGUGCUGGGGGAAAACCCUGGUCGCGAUCGGAGGAAAGUCGAUCAGCACACCUUACUCCAAAGCAUCGUGAACCGAACGGACUUAGAUCCACGCGUCCUAUCCAACUCAGGCUGGGGCCAGACUCCCAUUAAGCAGUAUACUGCCUGGGAUACUGAAGCUGCCUCACCUCGAGGGGAGCGCAAGACUGACAAUGGGACAGAGGCGUGGGGAAGCUCUGCCACACAGACUUUUAACUCAGGGGCAUGUACAGAGAAGACGGGCCCUGCUAGUGCUGAUACCUCAUCUGGAGCAGGCUGGGGCGACCCCAAACCGACCGCGCGGUGGGGAGAUUCCAAAGGCGCAAACUGCCAGGGAGGCUGGGACGAGGAUUCUGCUGCUACAGGACUAGUCAAGAGCAAUCAGUGGGGGAACUGCAAAGAGGAGAAGUUGGCCUGGAGUGACUCGCAAAAGAGCAAGCAGGGGUGGGGGGAAGGGCAGAAAUCUAGCCCUGGGUGGACCGUCUCCGCCAGCGAGAGCUGGGGAGACCCUUCCAGAAGUAACCAUUGGGGUGAGGCGAAUAAGAAAUCUAGCUCAGGAGGUAGCGAUAGUGAUCGUUCUGUGUCCGGCUGGAACGAACUCGGGAAAACUAGUUCCUUUACUUGGGGAAAUAACAUCAAUCCAAAUAAUUCCUCGGGCUGGGAUGACUCUUCCAAGCCCAGCCCCUCCCAGGGCUGGGGUGAGGUUCCAAAGUCUAAUCCGUCCCUUGGCUGGGGGGACACAGCAAAGCCAGUCAGCUCUCCAGACUGGAACAAGCAACAAGAUAUCGUUGGGUCUUGGGGGAUCCCGCCGGCUCCAGGCAAAUCCUCUGGGACUGGCUGGCUGGGGGGCCCUAUCCCAGCCCCAGCAAAGGAAGAAGAGCCCACAGGCUGGGAGGAGCCAUCUCCUGAGUCCAUCCGCCGGAAAAUGGAGAUCGAUGAUGGCACUUCGGCUUGGGGAGACCCGAGCAAAUACAACUACAAAAAUGUGAACAUGUGGAACAAAAACGUCCCAAGCGGCAGCAGCCGUUCCGACCAGCAAGCACAGGUGCACCCACUGCUGCCACCUUCAGGCUCUGUGGCCGGUAAAGAGGUUAACAGCAGCUCGGGCUGGGGUGAACCCUGGGGUGAGUCUUCUGCUCCAGCCACCACUGUGGAUAAUGGUACUUCGGCCUGGGGUAAACCUGUAGACAGUGGUGCCAGCUGGGGGGAGCCCAUAGCUGCAGUGUCCAGCACGUCCACGUGGGGCUCCAGCUCCGUCGGGCCACAGGCGCUGGGCAAGUCUGGGCCCAAAUCUAUGCAAGAUGGCUGGUGUGGCGAUGAGAUGCCAUUGCCUGGGAAUCGCCCCACUGGCUGGGAAGAGGAAGAGGAUGUGGAGAUUGGAAUGUGGAAUAGUAAUUCAUCUCAAGAGCUCAACUCCUCUUUAAAUUGGCCACCAUAUACAAAGAAAAUGUCAUCGAAGGGUCUGAGUGGCAAAAAAAGGAGAAGGGAAAGGGGAAUGAUGAAAGGUGGAAACAAACAAGAAGAAGCGUGGAUAAAUCCAUUUGUUAAACAGUUUUCCAAUAUCAGUUUUUCGCGAGACUCACCAGAAGAAAAUGUACAGAGCAAUAAGAUGGACCUUUCUGGAGGAAUAUUACAAGACAAACGAAUGGAGCUAGAUAAACAUAGCCUAAAUAUUGGUGAUUACAAUCGAGCGGUCGGGAAAGGCCCUGGUUCUCGGCCCCAGAUUUCCAAAGAGUCUUCCAUGGAGCGCAGUCCUUAUUUUGACAAGGAUGGCAUUGUAACUGAUGAAUCCCAAAACAUGCAGUUUAUGUCCAGUCAAAGCAUGAAGCUUCCCCCUUCAAAUAGUGCACUACCUAACCAUGCCCUGGGCUCUAUAGCAGGGCUGGGUAUGCAAAGCUUGAAUUCUGUUAGACAGAAUGGCAAUCCCAGUAUGUUCGGUGUUGGAAACACAGCAGCACAACCCCGGGGCCUGCAGCAGCCUCCAGCACAACCUCUUAGUUCAUCUCAGCCUAAUCUCCGUGCUCAAGUGCCUCCUCCAUUACUCUCCCCUCAGGUAGCCAUGCUGAACCAGCUAUCCCAACUCAACCAGCUUUCUCAGAUCUCCCAGUUACAGCGAUUGCUAGCACAGCAGCAGCGGGCGCAGAAUCAGAGGAGCGUGCCUUCUGGGAACCGGCAGCAGCAGCAGCAAGACCAGCAGGGUCGACCUCUUAGUGUGCAGCAGCAAAUGAUGCAGCAAUCUCGUCAACUCGAUCCUAACCUGCUGGUGAAGCAACAGCCUCCACCUUCUCAGCAGCCGUCACUCCAUCAGCCAGCCGUGAAGUCCUUCCUAGACAACGUCAUACCCCAUGCCACACCUGAGCUGCAGAAAGGGCCGUCGCCAAUGAAUGCUUUCAGCAACUUUCCUAUAGGCUUGAACUCAAACUUGAAUGUAAAUAUGGAUAUGAACAGUAUUAAAGAGCCACAGUCAAGACUAAGGAAGUGGACUACGGUAGACAGCAUUUCUGUGAACACAUCUUUGGAUCAAAACUCCAGCAAACAUGCACUUUCCUCUCCAACAGGUGCUAUUUCAAGUGGUUUCCGGCUGGAAGAGUCUCCAUUUGUUCCCUAUGACUUUAUGAACAGCGGUUCUUCUCCAGCCAGUCCCCCAGGCUCAAUUGGGGACGGCUGGCCACGUGCCAAAUCGCCUAACGGCUCUAGCAGUGUUAACUGGCCACCAGAGUUCCGCCCUGGUGAGCCAUGGAAAGGUUAUCCAAACAUUGACCCUGAAACUGACCCUUACGUCACUCCUGGCAGUGUCAUAAACAAUCUCUCGAUUAAUACUGUGCGGGAAGUUGACCACCUCAGGGACAGGAACAGUGGGUCCUCCUCAUCCUUGAACACCACGCUGCCUUCAACUAGUGCCUGGUCAUCCAUUCGUGCCUCCAACUACAACGUUCCCCUCAGCAGCACAGCACAAAGCACUUCAGCCAGAAAUAGUGAUUCCAAAUUGACAUGGUCCCCUGGUUCCGUCACAAACACCUCUCUGGCGCAUGAGCUGUGGAAGGUCCCUUUGCCACCUAAGAACAUCACUGCUCCGUCCCGCCCACCUCCGGGACUGACUGGUCAGAAGCCGCCUUUGUCCACGUGGGAUAAUUCUCCCCUUCGAGUCAGCGGAGGAUGGGGGAAUUCUGACGCCAGGUACACCCCAGGCUCCAGCUGGGGUGAGAGCAGCUCAGGGAGAAUAACAAAUUGGCUCGUUCUCAAAAACCUUACACCUCAGAUCGAUGGCUCGACCCUGCGCACUCUGUGCAUGCAGCAUGGCCCGCUGAUAACAUUCCACCUGAACCUCCCACAUGGAAACGCCCUGGUCCGUUACAGUUCAAAGGAAGAGGCAGUGAAGGCACAAAAGUCUCUGCACAUGUGUGUCCUGGGGAACACAACUAUCCUUGCUGAGUUUGCCAGUGAAGAGGAGAUCAGUCGUUUCUUUGCACAAAGCCAGUCUCUGACCCCUUCUCCCGGCUGGCAGUCCCUCGGGUCCAGCCAGAGCCGUCUGAGCUCCCUCGACUGUCCCCACUCCUUCUCCGGCCGGACCGAUCUCAAUCACUGGAAUGGUGCUGGGCUGUCGGGAACUAACUGUGGAGACCUUCACGGCACUUCCCUCUGGGGGACCCCCCAUUAUUCCACAAGCCUGUGGGGUCCUCCCAGCAGCAGCGACCCCCGGGGAAUUAGCAGCCCGUCCCCCAUUAACGCUUUUCUUUCUGUUGAUCACCUGGGUGGGGGUGGAGAGUCCAUGUAGCAGUGUAGACAGAAGAACUCGGAACUGUGACCUCAAGACGCGGACGAACGGAGCACUAAAGUCAGGCUCGCCGCCUGCAGCCAGGGGCACCUGUGGGAACAACUAUUCUCUGCACAUUCUCCACUUUGUUUUCCCCGAAACAUAUCAGUUUGAAUACUUGAAUCAUGCAGGCCAAUAUUAUAAUGUGAAAAGGUAUCUAUCUACACUCCCAAAUAGCGCCAUACAUGCUGGACCGUAGAGAAGAGCUCGCUCGUGUAGAUGCAUCAUGUUUAGCCUUUCGCUCUAGUCGUUUUUUGGUUUUUGGCCCCCAGCCCCACCCU